GAGCCUUCGAGUUUAAAAAAAAAAAAAAGGUUUAAUUUCCACAGGAAGGAAAUUAACCCGGGACAAAUGGACUAGGAGGAAAUUUUUUGGGGGGGAGGGGGAUGUGUAGUCUCAGAACCGGGGGCCCCUUUAAGAGCAGCCCUGCCUGGGGGCCAGCGUGGGCUUCCCAUCCUGCCUCCUCGCGGAGCGGGCCAUCCCGGCCCCCGCUGCUCCCGGCGCUUCGGCCGCGGUGCCGCCCACUUAGUCGGAGGCGUCUCCGCCUGGGGGUUCUGGAGCUGCUGAGGGCUGCGAGCCGGCUCCGGCCCGGCCAUUGCCUUCCCGCGAGAGGCCGGCAGGAGGCAGUGCAGGACCGGGACGCUGGAUGCUCCUCCUCCAUCCCUCCCGGGAGGAUGCGAGUGCUUGUGGCGGAGAGCGCCGGGGCUGCGUGCAACUAAGUGCCUGUGAGUCAGCCCGCCGCUGACACACGCAACUGCAGGGCAUGCAGGUUCUGAGCGGCCCGGGAGGCUCCGGGCUUUGCACCUGACCAGGAGCUCGUAGCUGCCGCCGCCGCCGCUGCUGCCGCCGCCGCUCCGGGGAACGGGGGGGGAGUUUAGCUGCAGGACAAAGGGCUGGAGGUCCCGGUCUGAUCUUUGAAUAGGGAAGAAGGUGACUCUCUGGACUUCAUAAAAGAUGGAAGCCGAGACAGAGGCGGCCUGCAUUGUGCAGCCUCAUUGUCCUUCGGAUGAGUUUCCUUGCCAGGUGAGACUGUCUGAGAAGAUUUCUCCGGUGAAGACUUGUUUCAAGAAAAAGCAGGUUCAGAAGAGACUCAGCACAGGAACUUUGAGAACCUUGAGACCAAUAUUAAACACCUUACUAGAAUCGGGCUCCCUCGAUGGAGUUUUCAUGCCCGUGAACCCGAGUGGAAAUGGCGGUAGCAGCCUGUGCCAGCCAACUGUGAACAAAACAUUGGGAAUGAAUUCGCCGUGCCCACCAGUGGGCAGCGACGUGGGCAUUCUGCUGCCAGGAGGGGCGGAUGUUGGAGCGCCAAUAGCAGAAGCGGAACCUUCCUCGGAGGAUACGGAGCAGGUGGUCCCAUCCCAAGACCACGGCUUCCCAUCAGAAACUAGCAACGGAACCGUGCCCGAUCCUGCCGUGGGGCCCUUCCAGGAUGCCCUCCUGCACGCGGCCCCCAGCGACGUUCCCGUCAGUCCUGACUGUGCGGAGAAGGCGAUGGAGUGUAUUCCCGGUUUGUUUCAACAGGACAACUACGUCCUCCAAUAUAACUUAAACACCAGCAACAAGUUGAAUACUGGACUCUUCCAGGGUAAGAGCGAGGAGGCUUCCCUCGAUCUGGUUUUUGAACUGCUGAACCAGUUACAAUAUCACACGCACCAGGAGAACGGGAUUGAGAUUUGUAUGGAUUUCUUGCAGGGCUGUUGCGUUUACGGCAGCGACUGCUUAAAGCAUCACACGGUCUUGCCCUACCACUGGCAAGUCAAGAGGACGGCCAGCCAGACGUGGCAGAGCGUGACCAAUGAUUCUCAGGAGCACUUGGAAAGGCUCUUCUGCAACCCAGACAAUGACAGAAUUAGACUGAAGUACAGGGGCCAUGAAUUUUGGGCAGAUUUGAAUGCAAUGAGUGUGUACGACACAACUGAAUUCGAUCAGAUUCGAAGACUUUCUACACCUUCUUCUUUGACUGUCAGCUCCAACUACCAUACAGUCUGGAAGUAUUUCUGCAGAGAUCACUUUGGCUGGCGAGAAUACCCAGAGUCUGUUAUUCGGCUGAUCGAAGAAACCAGCUUCCGGGGCCUGCGGGAAGUGCGGUUCUCCAUGCUGCAUCACCAGUACGUGCUGAACAUCAAGGACAACUACCAGCAGAGCGUCUUCUCCCGGAGGAUAAUGAAGAAGCGGCCCCUGCUGCGGUCCUGUCUGGUGCUGAUGCCUUAUCUCCAGACCCUCGGUGGUAUGCCCUCAUUGCCCCUUCCUUCAGCUGAAACAGCCUCAUCCCAGCUCUUCUGUCCGUCUGUAGUUACCUCCACCAACUUCUAUCCCGAAACCUGGAUUGCUAUGGAUCCAUCUCAGGACUUCAUCCAAGUGCCUGUUUCCAAGGAGGACAAAAGCUACCGAACCAUUUAUAAUCUCUUUCAUAAGACUGUGCCUGAGAUUAAAUAUAGAAUCUUGAAAAUACUGAGAGUGCAGAACCAGUUUCUUUGGGAAAAAUAUAAAAGGAAAAAGGAGUACAUGUCUAAGAAAGCCAAUGACAUUAGCAGAAUCAUGAACGAGCGACAUCUCUUCCAUGGGACAUCCCAAGAUGUGGUGGAUGGCAUCUGUAAGCACAACUUUGACCCGCGUGUCUGCGGUAAACAUGCUACCAUGUUCGGACAAGGCAGUUACUUUGCAAGGAAGGCGAGCUACUCCCACAGCUUCUCUAAGAGGUCCCCCAAAGGCGUCCAUUUUAUGUUUCUGGCCAAAGUGCUAACUGGAAGAUACACAGUGGGCAACCACAACAUGAGAAGACCACCUCCAGUGAAUCCAGACAGCAUAACCAGUGACCUGUAUGACUCCUGCGUGGAUAAUUACUUUGAGCCUCAGAUUUUUGUCAUUUUUAAUGAUGACCAGAGCUACCCAUAUUUUGUUAUCCAGUAUGAAGAAGUCAGUAACACAGUUACCAUUUGAAAAUCCUUGAUACUGCUAAAUUAUUUGAAAUAAGUCCUGUCCAGCAUUUGUAGCCAAUUUUGGGGGUGGGAGGGGAGAAGCAGUUGGGGAAGAGAGUUCUAAAAAGAAGGCAUUGCCCAGAGCUUUGUUGUUUACUAUUUUUCUUUUUUGCCUAUUUCACCUUUGGUUUUUUUCCUGCUUUCUUUUUCAUCUCUUUUCCCUUCUUUCCCUUUCCUUUCUCUGUAAUAUUCCUCUAUAUUUUAUUCUCCCUUUUCCUUUCUUUUCUUUUUUUUUUCUUAUUCUGUCUUUUCCUUUUUUGUUGCCUGUUUUUCCUUCCUUACCCCUCACCCCAGAGCUUUAAAAUGACUGGGAAUUAAGAACAUUUCUAAGAAACCUCAGAGAUACACAAACCACAAGUCUAAAAUAUAACCAAUUACAGGCUGGUUGAUUAUUUGCUAAUUGUUCUCCAUGUACUCUGGUUGGAAAGUCUGACCAAUUAUAUUGUCCCCUUAUAUUUGUGUGUUCAGGGUUAUUAGUGUUUUGAAAACGGAACAUUAAUCAUAGCAACUGAAGUACAGAAAUAAUGACUCAGGUCAGAGGGAGAUUAAAUAAGGGACAUAAUGAAGUCAAGGCUGCAGAAGAAGAACAUGGACCAUUGGUUUCAGGUCCCGCGUUAACACAGGUGAGAGGAACAAGCUAGCAGAAAAUGUUUAGAUUGUAAGCUCCUUGAGGGCAAGGAUUGUCAUUUGCCUCUUUUGGUAUCCCCAGCACUUAGCACAGUGCCUGGCACAUAGUAGGCGCUUAAUAAAUGUUUAUUGAUUGGUCGAUAGAUUGAUAACCAGGUCCAAUAGAAUUCUGUGGGUUUCUAAAGAAAGUCAUCCAGGGUUCCAUGGAAAACCAGAAUUGUCAGUGCUUUGAGAAAAUGUUGGUCACUAGCCAAACUCUUUUCUAGUCAGUGACAUAGCAGUGUCAGCAUUGCUUUGUUAGAAAUCACUGAAAGAAAUCUCCCAUCUCCUUCGCCAGCCACAAACAGAAGAAGAAAAUCGAUGGUCCGUUGACUCAGAAUCAGAGGCAGUAUUAGCAUUGUCCACGGAGCAGCCCUGAGCUCCUGCUUCCCCAUCCUUGGACGUCCUUUGUGACUCAGGGCCCAAGCCCUCUCCUGCAGAGAUGUCAGCUCUGCUUGGGAAAGAAAGCCCAGCAGUGCUGAUAUUAGGAACUCCAAUUGUUGGUUUGGGGCCAUUAGGGGAAAGGGGAUGAUUUUAACUCUUAGCUCGAGGUUGCUUUUCUCCAAUGUAAAGGAAGCUCUGAGGCACCCACGGUGUGACCCCAGCUUUUCACACUACUUAAAUAUAGAAACACAGCCUUGUUGGGGUUCAGCUAAUUAAGGGAACGUGCAGCUGCCACAGAGAGGUGGGGACUGACUGCACAUGUACUCCACCUUAGGUAAAUCUGGUAGAUGAAGAUACGGAUCGAUUAAGAACAGAUCAAAUAGGAUUGGCAAAGGGAUUCACUUUAGGAAUCUUUCCAACACCAGGUUCCCCCCCCCCACCCCGUGCAUUAAAAAGCAAUUAAACAGCACCCAGUUUUUCAGGUUAUGUAAAAGCAAAGUUAUAUGUGUACUGAUUUCUCAUUGAAUUGACCUGAACGAGCAUUGGACAGGGCUUCUACACAACUGACUUUUCUGUUCCGGCCAAUUCAAUACAUGGUUGCUCACGGCCGUGAAAUGUCUCCAUGUGGCUGAAAACUUGAGAAACACUUGCACUCGCUUUGGCAGAACAGUGAUUCCCAAUGUUCUUUGUAAUUGUAAUAGCUUUUCCUUAUGUGUUUGAUUAUGUGACACUCGUUCAUUCAUUCAUUCCUCCCUUCCCAUCUCCAGAAAAACGCUUGUAUAUCUUAUUUAUUUUUUUAAUAAAAAGAUAAAAUAAGUUUGUUGUGAAGACAUUUUUCAAGAUUUUCUGUUUCUCCCUGAAAAAAAAUGAUGAUGAUGCUCUUUGUUGUUGCAAGACCAGGGACUUGGGAUCUUGGGCAUACGUGUCAACAAAAUCACCCAAAUACUGUCAUCUGUUGCUGGCUGUCAAGCCUAAGAUAUAUAGUAAUUGACAGAAUAGAAAAUUGUUCUGAAGUAUUUGAUUUUUUUCAAGUCAUCCUGUUCUAGAUGUCAAUACUCUGUGAAACCAGGACUUAAACUGUAUGGGUGAUAAACAUUAAAAUCCCUCUCUGCUUUCAA
This is a messenger RNA of Sarcophilus harrisii (Tasmanian devil), 4864 nucleotides long. RefSeq names its product TCDD inducible poly(ADP-ribose) polymerase (gene TIPARP). The record is from RefSeq and is a predicted model, not a curated record. Gene Ontology annotation, molecular function: metal ion binding; NAD+ poly-ADP-ribosyltransferase activity. NCBI's taxonomy places the organism in Eukaryota, Metazoa, Chordata, Mammalia, Dasyuromorphia, Dasyuridae. The transcript has 6 exons. The coding region runs from base 670 to 2658 and encodes 662 amino acids.